Chiloscyllium plagiosum (whitespotted bambooshark) is the source of this 2493-nucleotide messenger RNA. Its product is annotated as secernin-1-like. Gene Ontology annotation, biological process: proteolysis. The record is from RefSeq and is a predicted model, not a curated record. Gene Ontology annotation, molecular function: cysteine-type exopeptidase activity; dipeptidase activity. NCBI's taxonomy places the organism in Eukaryota, Metazoa, Chordata, Chondrichthyes, Orectolobiformes, Hemiscylliidae.
UGCUGCCUGUUUGAUGGGAUCAGCAACGUUCCGGCGUGGGGAGCACCUCCCCUUGAACGGCGACUGGGUUACUUUUUGAAUGAGGGAGGGGGUGCACCGCUAUGUUGAAGGGGGACAACUUGUGAAUAGACAGAGCACCGUUUCUGCGGCUCUGCCCGUGUUGCAUUGUCUGGUCCGCGCCCGGAUGCUGCGGUUAUAUGACCAGGAGCUGUAGAGACCGCUCGGAGCUCAGAAUGGCUGUGCCUCCAUCCAGCUCCUGUUUUGCAGUUCUGCCACCCGCUACCGAGGAUGCGAAUACGAUAUUUGGAAAAAAUUCAGCAAGGCCUUGCAAUGAGGUUCAAGAAGUCAUUUACUUACCCAGUGUUUCUCAUGAGUCAGGUUCAAAGCUUCAGUGCACGUACAUUGCUAUUGACCAGGUAGAGAGGACACUUGCUGUAAUAUUAAGCAAACCAGCCUGGAUGUGGGGAGCAGAAAUGGGAGCUAAUGACCAUGGAGUUUGCAUUGGUAAUGGCGCUGUGGUCACCAGAGAGACAGCGACAGAGACAGAAGGAUUACUUGGAAUGGACCUUGUCAGGCUUGGGUUGGAGCGAGGUACUACAGCGAAAGAGGCCUUUGAUAUUAUAGUGUCUCUUUUAAAAGAACAUGGACAAGGUGGCAAUAAUUUUGAAGAUGGAGCCAUGCUCCAUGCUUUCCACGGUACAUUUCUCAUUGUGGACAGAACAGAAGCCUGGGUCUUGGAAACUGCCGGCAAAUAUUGGGCUGCUGAGAAAAUCACAGAGGGCCUGAGAAGCAUUUGUAAUCGAUUGUCUAUCACCACCAACAUUGAUGCAGAGCACCCUGAGCUUAGAAGUUAUGCCCAGAGUCAGGGCUGGUGGAAUGGAGAGGAAGAAUUCAACUUUAGUACAGUUUUCUCGGUACCAGGUGGAGAUGAGGAUUUGGAUCACCUUUGUGCUGGCAAAGAACUUCUGCAAAAACAUGCAGGAAACAUCACCAUGCAAACCAUGAUGAAUGUGCUACGUGACAAAAACAGCAUGGAUCUGAAUUCUUACCUUGUCACAGGGAGCAUGGUGUCCAUCCUUCCCCAGAGCAGUAGCUUACCAUGCAUCCACUCCUUCACAGCCACUCCCAAUCCUGCAAGGUCCAUCUUCAAACCUUUCAUCUUUGUAGAUAAUGUCAAGCCAGUCCCUAAAACACAAUCCCCGAGCUUUGGUAAUGAGGACCCAGUAAAUCAGCAACCUCGUUUCCAGAGCACGGUUGACCGUAGACAUGAGCUGUAUCAGGCUCAUGAGUGUGCCAGAGCAGUUAUGGAAACCGAAGAGGAUGCAGGGCAGAAGCUUUGGAAAACCAUGCUGGAUUUGGAAAAACAAGGUCUGGAAGCCAUGCAGGACAUCUUAAAGUGUGAAGGACCUGUUGACCCUUCAGAAUUUGCUGACCUCUUCUAUGAUUGUGUGGACACUGAAAUUAAAUUCUACAAGUGACGUUUGUCUCUUAGUCGUGCCUCAUUGGCCUUUGUAGACCUUUCUGAAAACCAGGGUGAGGAGCUGUUCAAGACAAAUGAUUAUCUCUUACGUAAAGUAAAAAGAGGAGACUCACUGUCGCUUGGUUUGUCUUUUAUUCCAGAUAACUCAGCUACUCCCUGAAGUAAAAUCCUCAAACAUCCAAUUGUGUAUUGUCUAACCUUUGUGUCUAGUGAUAGGACGCAGCCAGUGGUUGGUUGUUGGUUGUGUGCAUGCAGAAAUAAUAUAAAGCAGGACCUUCUAAAUGCUUUAUGAUUGUCACGAUAGCAUUUACAUCCUUCAAACUGAUUCAUUGAGUAAAGAAUGGUCAGGUGACAAGCUAACAAGCAUGGCAUAAUCUGCAGUGAGUCAUCAUAGAUGCCCUUCGUAUGGUAUUUUCCUUUUUUUUUCUUUGUGAUAAAUCUUGUCAAAUUUGAUUUGACCUGAGGUUCUCUCUGUUUCUGGUUAACUGGUUGUGGUUUGAUAUGCUGCAGCAUGUAUUUUAUGGAAUUCCUUAUACUUGAGAAUAAUUAACAGCAAUUGAGUCUGAUCCCUCAGCAGAUGCCAGUUACCACAGUACUGGGACACAAACUUUUAUUUUUAACAUGAAUUAGAACUCCAGAACCUUGAAUUCAGUUUAAAAAAAAAUCAUUUAAAUAAAAUUCAAAAUAUUGUACAUUAGUGUAUGCAAGAAUGAACUAUGCACUGCAUGUAGCUCUGUUACAGCUGCAUUUGUUGUAGUUCAAGCUUUCUUCUCUGUUUAUAUUAUUUAACUUUUCACGUGUUUUGCACAAUUAGGCAUCAAUUAUUUUCAGGAUGUUUUCUGGUUUAUUAAUCACGUCUUAUAAAUUGCAGUAUAUUGGUCAUUGUAGCAAAAAUACAGGUUCUGUUAUGCAGAAAAUAAGCAAGACUGUUUUGUUUAUUAGGAGAAAAUGAGGACUGCAGAUGCUGGGGAUCAGAGCUUAAAAAUGUGUUGCUGGAAAAGCGCAGCAGGUCA